This is a messenger RNA of Tricharina praecox, 663 nucleotides long. RefSeq lists its product as uncharacterized. The record is from RefSeq and is a predicted model, not a curated record. The transcript has 2 exons. Bases 120 to 587 code for a protein of 155 amino acids. Lineage: Eukaryota; Fungi; Ascomycota; Pezizomycetes; Pezizales; Pyronemataceae.
CAGUAGCCGAAAACCUUCGAUUGAUAAUCACGACUGUCACUGACACCACCGCAUCAACCCGCUCCGUCUCCGCGCCCUCCCAAUCCAAUAAAGACCUCAAACUCCGGGUCCCACUCACGAUGCAUCUCUAUGUCCGCCGCCUAACCCCGCUACUAAGCAAGAUCGCCAAUCCCAAAACCACGACUAGAGCCAUGGCAACGCAACACACCCCCAGCAGCAGCGACCGCCUAAACAUCUUCUCCACGCCGCUGCGUCCGCACUCGUUGCAGCCACCCACGGGGUACGUCCGAGACGGGUACUGCCAUGCCCCCGCAUCCGACCCGGGAAACCACAGCGUGGCGGCGAUCCUGACGCCGGAGUUCCUCGAGUUCUCGAAGAGCCGCGGGAACGACCUGACCAGCAUCGGCUUAAAGGGCGGUUGUAAGUGGUGUCUUUGCGUCAGCAGGUGGAAGGAGGCGCUGCUGGCGCAUGGCCGCGGCGAGGUCGGCAAGGACGCGGUGCCCCGCGUCGUGCUGGGCGCUACUGGCAGGAGGGCCCUGGAGGGGUGUUCCGUCGAUGAGUUGGUGCAGUGGAAGGCGGAUGAGUGAGUGGGAGUGGUGGGGCGGGGGGAUGUCCCGCGGAGUAUCUACUGUAGAUCUAAAUUUGAAUAAACACAAGAUGCAU